Molecule: messenger RNA, 6889 nt
Organism: Orycteropus afer afer
Lineage: Eukaryota; Metazoa; Chordata; Mammalia; Tubulidentata; Orycteropodidae
Source: RefSeq, a predicted model, not a curated record
UUUUUUUUUUUUCCCUGCGGAGAUCCUACUUGGGGUUGGGAAACUCCUGCAAAACUCGAGACCCGGAAACCAGUUCGCCUCCCAACCCCCACCAAAGCAACAUACUCUUCCUACUGCGGGAGGCCACUCCACAUCCGCUCUCACCGGAGAGAUUCGGUAGGAUCCAAAGUGACUCUUGAAGGAGAGGAAAUCAUGUCAGGCGAAGCCUUGAAAAAGCUGCCUUGAGACACCACUGCCCGACCGAAAGAAUGUUGGCUCAAUUAAGAAACAUCAUAGAGAUAAAUUCAACCCAGAGUGUUUAAAAAUGACUACAAAACGAAGUUUGUUUGUGCGGCUGGUACCAUGUCGUUGUCUACGAGGGGAAGAGGAGACAGUAACUACUCUGGAUUAUUCUCAUUGCAGUUUAGAACAGGUUCCCAAAGAGAUUUUUGCUUAUGAAAAAACCUUGGAGGAGCUCUAUUUAGAUGCUAAUCAGAUCGAAGAGCUUCCAAAGCAACUUUUUAACUGUCAGUCUCUACACAAAUUGAGUUUGCCAGACAAUGAUUUAACAACAUUACCUGCAUCCAUUGCAAAUCUCAUUAAUCUCAGGGAACUGGAUGUCAGCAAGAAUGGAAUACAAGAGUUUCCAGAAAACAUAAAAAAUUGUAAAGUUUUGACAGUUGUGGAGGCCAGUGUCAACCCUAUUUCCAAGCUUCCUGAUGGAUUUUCUCAGCUAUUAAACCUAACGCAGUUAUAUUUGAAUGAUGCUUUCCUUGAGUUCUUGCCAGCUAAUUUUGGCAGGCUAACUAAACUCCAAAUAUUAGAACUUAGAGAAAAUCAGUUGAAAAUGUUGCCAAAAACCAUGAAUAGAUUGACCCAGCUUGAAAGACUGGAUUUGGGAAGUAAUGAAUUCACAGAAGUGCCUGAAGUACUUGAGCAACUAAGUGGAUUAAAAGAAUUUUGGAUGGAUGGUAACAGACUGACUUUUAUUCCAGGAUUUAUUGGUAGUUUGAAACAGCUCACAUAUUUAGAUGUUUCUAAAAAUAAUAUUGAAAUGGUGGAAGAAGGAAUUUCAGCAUGUGAAAAUCUUCAGGACCUCCUGUUAUCAAGCAAUUCACUGCAACAACUGCCUGAGACUAUUGGUUCAUUGAAGAAGAUAACAACUCUUAAAAUAGAUGAAAACCAAUUAAUGUAUCUACCAGAAUCUAUAGGAGGGUUGACAUCAAUAGAAGAACUGGACUGUAGUUUCAAUGAAAUUGAAGCUUUGCCUUCAUCUAUUGGGCAGCUUACUAAUAUAAGAACUUUUGCUGCAGAUCAUAAUUUUUUACAACAGUUACCACCGGAGAUUGGAAGUUGGAAAAAUAUAACUGUGCUAUUUCUUCAUUCUAAUAAACUUGAGAUACUUCCAGAGGAAAUGGGUGAUAUGCAAAAAUUAAAAGUCAUCAAUUUAAGUGAUAAUAGAUUAAAGAAUUUGCCCUUUAGCUUUACAAAGCUGCAGCAAUUGACAGCUAUGUGGCUCUCAGAUAAUCAGUCCAAACCCCUGAUACCUCUUCAAAAAGAGACUGAUUCAGAGACUCAGAAAAUGGUGCUUACUAACUACAUGUUCCCUCAGCAGCCAAGGACUGAGGAUGUUAUGUUUAUAUCAGAUAAUGAAAGUUUUAAUCCUUCAUUGUGGGAGGAACAGAGGAAACAGCGAGCUCAAGUGGCAUUUGAAUGUGAUGAAGACAAGGAUGAAAGGGAGGCACCUCCCAGGGAAGGAAAUUUGAAGAGAUACCCAACACCGUACCCAGAUGAGCUUAAGAAUAUGGUCAAAACAGUUCAAACCAUUGUACAUAGAUUAAAAGAUGAAGAAACCAGUGAAGACUCUGGAAAAGAUUUGAAAUCACAUGAAGAUCAGCAAGUUGUAAAUAAAGAUGUGGGCGUGAAGACUUCAGAAAGUACUACUCCAGUAAAAAGUAAACCUGAUGAAAGAGAGAAAUAUAUGAUAGGGAACUCUAUACAGAUGAUCAAUGAACUUGAAGCUGAGAUCAAUCCUGUGAAUCUGCCAGUGACUGCACAUGUGAAAGUCUCUGACAACUUGAAGCAUAUUGUUAACCAUGGUGAUGUUUUUGAGGAAUCUGAAGAACUAUCUUCUGAUGAAGAGAUGAAAAUGGCAGAGAUGCGACCACCAUUAAUUGAAACCUCUAUUAACCAACCAAAAGUGGUAGCACUUAGUAAUAACAGAAAAGAUGAUACAAAGGACACAGAUUCUUUAUCAGAUGAAGCUACACACAAUAGCAAUCAGAAUAACAGCAAUUGCUCUUCUCCAUCUCGGAUGUCUGAUUCAGUAUCUCUUAAUACUGAUAGUAGCCAAGACACCUCACUCUGCUCUCCAGUGAAAGAAACUCGUAUUGGUAUUGAUUCCAAAAUCAGGCAAGAAGAUGAAAAUUUUAAUAGCCUCUUGCAAAAUGGAGAUAUUUUAAACAAUUCAACAGAAGAAAAAUCCAAGAUCCAUAGUAACAAAGAUUUUAACCUUCCUGAAUAUGAUUUGAAUAUUGAAGAGCAAUUAGUUCUAAUUGAGAAAGGUGUGGACUCAACAGCCACAUCUGAUGAAUCUCACAAAUUAGACCAUAUAAAUAUGAAUUUUAAUAAACUUGUAACUGAUGAUACAUUUCAACCAGAGAUAGUGGAAAGAUCAAAGACACAGGACAUAGUGCUUGGAAUGGGCUUUUUAAACACAAAUGCUAAAGGAGAAGCUGAGCACUUGGAAAAUGGAAACAAAUAUCCUAACCUGGAAACCAUAAAUAAAGUAAAUGGACAUUCUGAGGAAACUCCACAAUCUCCUAGGAGGACUGAACCAUUUGAUAUUGAGUCUUCUAUUGACAUGGGUAUUUCUAAAAGCACUGAAGAUCUCUCCCCUCAGAGAAGUGGGCCAAUUGGGUCUGUUGUAAAAUCUCAUAGCAUAACUAAUAUGGAGACUGGAAAACUAAAAAUCUAUGACAUUCUUAGUGAUAAUGGACCUCAGCAGCCAAGUGCAACAGUUAAAAUAACAUCUACUGUUGAUGGAAAAAAUAUAGUCAGGAGCAAGUCAGCCACAGUUUUGUAUGAUCAACCACUACAAGUAUUUACAGGUUCUUCUUCAUCUUCUGAUUUAGUAUCAGGUACAAAUACAAAGGUGAUUUUCAAGUUUGAUUCAAAUCAUAAUCCUGAAGAGCCAAAUAUAAGAGGCCCCACCACAUGUGGUCCACAAUCUACACCUCAGAUAUAUGGUCCUCUGCAAUAUAAUGUCCAGUAUAGUAGUUGUAACAGCAGUACUGCAGCCAAAGAUACUUUGUGGCAUGCCAAACAGAAUCUCCAAAUAGAUCAUGUCAGUUUUCCUCCUCAGCGCCUUCCUAGAUCAGAGAGCAUAGAAAGCCACAAUUAUGCUAAACAUUCUGCAAAUAUGAAUUUCUCUAAUCAUAAUAAUGUUCGAGCUAAUACUUCAUACCAUUUACAUCAGAGAUUUGGCCCAGCAAGACAUGGGGAUGUGUGGGCUCUUUCACCAAAUGACCGACUCAAUCCUGGAGUAACUCGAUCUACAAUUCAGCGACAAAGUAGUGUGUCCUCUACAGCCUCAGUAAAUCUUGGAGAUGCAGGCCCCACAAGGCGGGCCCAAAUUCCUGAAGGAGAUUAUUUAUCGUACAGGGAGUUACAUUCAAUGGGAAGAACUCCACCAGUGUUGUCUGGAUCACAGAGACCUCUUUCUGCACGAACAUACAGCAUUGAUGGUCCAAAUGCACCACGGCCUCAGAGUGCCCGACCCUCUGUAACUGAAAUACCAGAGAGAACUAUGUCAGUUAGUGAUUUCAAUUAUUCACGGACAAGUCCUUCAAAAAGACCAAAUGCAAGGGUUGGUUCUGAGCAUUCUUUAUUAGAUCCUCCAGGAAAAAGUAAAGUCCCUCAUGAUUGGCGAGAACAAGUACUACGACACAUUGAGGCCAAAAAGUUGGAAAAGAACAUGCUGUCAAGGUCCUUUAAUUCCAAUUUCACUGCUGUAAGCAGCUUUCACUAUGGCAGCUCUAGGGAUCUACAUGGCAGCCAGGGCAGUCUUGCCUUGAGUACUGCAGAUGGAAGAGGUUCUGGUGGGCACAUUCUUCGAAUGCCUUUGAGUAAUGGACAGAUGGGUCAGCCUCUCAGGCCUCAGGCAAAUUAUAGUCAAAUACAUCACCCCCCUCCUCAGGCAUCUGUGGCAAGGCAUCCCUCUAGAGAACAACUAAUUGAUUACUUGAUGCUGAAAGUGGCCCACCCGCCUCCAUACACACAGCCCCAUUGUUCUCCUAGACAAGGUCAUGAACUGGCAAAGCAAGAGAUUCGUGUGAGGGUUGAAAAGGAUCCAGAACUUGGAUUUAGCAUAUCAGGAGGUGUUGGGGGUAGAGGAAACCCAUUCAGACCUGAUGAUGAUGGUAUAUUUGUAACAAGGGUACAGCCUGAAGGACCAGCAUCAAAAUUAUUGCAACCAGGUGAUAAAAUUAUUCAGGCUAAUGGCUACAGUUUUAUCAAUAUUGAACAUGGACAAGCAGUGUCCUUGCUCAAAACUUUCCAGAACACAGUAGAACUCUUCAUUGUACGAGAGGUUUCCUCAUAAGCACUGUGGACAAAAAUGGGGAAAGACAGCAAGAUUGAUUAGAAGACACUUGCAGGGGAAUUUAAGAUUUUGAUUAUUUUUAUAUAUAAAGAACUAAAAAAAACUAUGUUGGAAUUUGUACAUUAAUGGAAUAAUGGAACUUGUGGUUAGAGGGAAAGAACCACUGUACAGAAUAUAGAGGGGACUGUUUUGUUCAUACCAUAAAGCUCUGGUAGGUUUUUAAACAUAGCAAUCAAGGCUACAAAACAAACCUGUGUUGUUUUUGUAUGGAUUGUAGGUUUAUUUUUGGAUUUUGUACACAUGACUGAACUCUGCAAAGCUAUAUUUAGCCUUGAUUGUAGCCUAGAGACAGAUGGCAAAGCUAUCUAUCUCAUAGCUUUUAUGCCCUUAUUUUUAUUCAACUGGUAUUAAUAUUUUUCUGCUGAAACUACUUUUUUUUUUUUAAUGUGGGCAAGAGAUUUGAAUUGUUGGCUUUUGCUAUGUGCACAUUGAUUUGAAGAAUGAGUACGUGAAGGUGGUGCUGGUGGGUUCACUUUCCAAGGCCAGAUUAAUACAUUAUUUCCUACAAAAAUCUGGAAGCAGAGAAUGAAAAGAACAGUUAUCAGUUGGUGUGUUUUUAUUAAUAGAAUAAUGCAAUAAAAAAUGUUAUGUGUUUUUAAAUAAAAAAAGACAAUAAUUGCAUAUUAUGAGCUCUACAGGAUCUGUUUUUUGUCAUAGGCACUGAUUAUACAUUUGCUACUCGUGAUUCGAUUUUUAAUUUUUUAGACACGGGAAAUUUUUAACUAUACUGUAGAUGCAUGUCCAUGCAUUUUUCUGUGCCAUGGAAAUCCCCUGAUUUUUUUGCAAAUGGUGGUACUGCAAUUUGUUUUUUAAUUAGUACUCCAUUUUGAUGUGAUUUAUAAUUUUAUUUUUAAGCAUCAAAUGAAACUAAAAUGGCCAGUUUUAAGAUGCGUUGCCUGUAACACAAAAUGUAAGAAGAGUUAGGAGAGCCUCUUGAUUUUGUUUGGACUUGCAUUGCCUUGGUAAAGUAAAAGGAAACAGUAUGCAUGGAGCUAGGAAACCAAAGCAAGUUUGUGAAAUUGGCAUAGUGAUAGAGAAUUGCUGUGGAGAGCUACAGAGCAAAGGGAUGGGUUCUUGAGGCCUACCAGUAUGUAAAGUUGUUCAAAUAAAGGGCUGUUCCUACAGGUAACAUUAAAUGUGAACUCGACACUUCAGAGUCAUUAAAGGGUUUCUGAGUAUAUCAGUGUAAUAAUGUUUUACCAACUGCCUUUGUUCCUAAUUACUAUAACAGAUGUUUGAUGAUAGGUUUAUUAAUGUUGUUUAUCCAAACCAUUAAUUUUAUUUGUUUUUGUUCUAUGUAAUCAAAUAAAAUUUGAGUAACAUGCAGUGGUAAGAAUUAAUGCAUGGUUAUUUGGACCAGAAAAAAGUGCCAUAGAAGACCAAUAACUGUUUUGAGUUGAGGUUAGUCUGGAGUUUUUUAUUAAAGCAAUUAUUUGGUUGUUGCAAUUCAUUUCUAAUGACUAGGAAAUAUAAUUUGGGAACUUUUAAACUGUUACACUUUGUCAACCUGUAUUUAAUUAAGAUUUUUAUAGGACUAGCAAAAAUACCAGCCUAUAUUAUUUUUGCAAAAGUGAGUUGGAUUCAUUCCUUUCUUGCUACUCAGAGUAAAUAGGCAGUACUUUUUAAAAUAUGUGAACUCAAAUAUUGCACUUCUUUCAACAUGUUAUCAAUUGCUUAUUGUACUGUAUAAUUUUAAUAAUUUCAAUUGAAACCCUUUAAAAACUCUUUGUAAAUUUUAACUCAUUUUAGCUGGUUUUCAGUACUAUUUACAUAGGAAUUGACUUUUAUGGAUAUAGUAGAAGAUGUGUGCCGUAUUUUGAUAAAAUUCACUUACUAUGUGUGUGUUAAAAUCUCUAAAGAAAAGAAUGACAGCUUAAGACAAAGCCUCAUUGUUCCAUUUAUUCUUAGUUUAUCUAAAAAUAUUACUGUAAAAUUACAUUCUUUUUUACUAUUUUUGACCAAUUUUCAUAAUCCCAUUCUGCCUUUGAUAGGGAAUACAUAAAACAGUUAUAAUUGUGAAGUUUUCAGCUAUUUUCAGCUACUCACUAAGAUACACAGACUAUAAUUUUGGAAAAGAAAAUAAACCCCAAAGAACAAUUGAAUUUUUUUAAUGAUCUAACCUUAAAUUAAUGGUCUGAAUAUUAUAUUGAAAUAUUAACAAAUGCAACAAGUGUUACAUGCACUGAUAGUUUACUUCACUUCAGUUACUUAAAAAAAUGUUUAAUGUUCUUGCAACACAUAAAAUUG